This is a messenger RNA of Tetrapisispora phaffii CBS 4417, 2058 nucleotides long. RefSeq names its product biotin--[acetyl-CoA-carboxylase] ligase BPL1 (gene BPL1). The record is from RefSeq and is a predicted model, not a curated record. Lineage: Eukaryota; Fungi; Ascomycota; Saccharomycetes; Saccharomycetales; Saccharomycetaceae. Gene Ontology annotation, biological process: protein modification process. Gene Ontology annotation, molecular function: biotin--[biotin carboxyl-carrier protein] ligase activity. The transcript has a single exon. Gene Ontology annotation, cellular component: cytoplasm. Bases 1 to 2058 code for a protein of 685 amino acids.
AUGAAUGUGCUUGUAUAUAAUGGGAAUGGGACUUCUUUAAGUUCAGUUAAACACACAGUGGAUACGUUAAGAGCUUUUUUGGAACCUUAUUACUCAGUUAGCACAAUAUCAGCUAAAGGUCUUCAAACAGAACCUUGGAUUAGCAAAACUUCAGCUGUAGUUUUUCCUGGCGGUGCUGAUUUGCCUUAUGUUAGAGAUUGUAAGGCAGUUGUUCCAAAAAUUAAAAAAUUUGUUCAAAAUGGUGGAAUUUAUAUUGGGUUCUGUGCAGGAGGAUAUUUUGGCAGUUCCAGGGUAGAAUUUGCUCAAGGAGAUCCGAGCAUGGAGGUCAUUGGAAAUAGAGAUUUAGCCUUUUUUAAAGGCAUCACAAGAGGUCCCGCAUUUGCUGGCUACCAAUACAAUAGCGAAGUAGGUGCAAGAGCGGUGGAGUUAGCGUUAACAGAUGGUUCAAAAUUUAGAACUUAUUUUAAUGGAGGAUCCGUAUUUAUCGAUGCUAAAAAAUAUGAUAACGUUGAAAUACUAGCAAAAUACACUGAGCCAGUGGAUACUGCUACUUUAAACAGCGAAGCUGAUCUGCAAGAUGCAGCAGUUGUUGUGUGCAAUGUUGGCAAUGGUAAAGCUCUAUUAACAGGACCACAUCCAGAAUUUAUACCAGAGCUAUUAAAGCAUUCAGAAGAUAAAUAUUUUAUUGAGAAUAUAAUCCCCGCUCUUCUAGCGAAUGAGAAACAGCGUCUACAUUUUAUGGAGAACAUAUUAAAGGCUGCUGGGCUGAAAUGUAACAAACUUGAUCCAGACAGAAAACCAUUAUAUUUGACACCAAUAAUAGUAACAACGUCAAGUGGGAAAGAAGAUUUGAUAGAAGAAUUAAGUUGUAAUCUUAUCAAAAAUGUUAAUACCAUUGAAAAUAUUAGUGAAAAUCAUACAAAGUUGAAUUUAGGAACCGAUACAUCGGAUAUAUUUAAAGGAGUAAGGUUGAAUUAUAAAUCAGCUCUGAUGUCAUGCGAUAACCUAACCGCAGAGGAGAACAGAAAAGUGUUUAUAUUUGCUGAUAAAACUGAGUCCUCGAUUGAUAAAUCGUUAACACCAUAUUUUGAUAUAGAAAAAUAUUUUAAAGAGUUGAAAACAGAGACUAUAGGAAAUUUGUUACUGUAUGCUAAUGUUGUUUCAUCUACAUCUACUAUGUUAAAUAAUAAUAAAUGCCUUUUGGCAAGUUUUCCAAGAAAUUCAGUAGUCCAUGUUGGUAGUAUUCAAACGGCAGGAAUUGGUAGAGGUGGAAAUCAUUGGGUAAAUCCUAUUGGGCUUUCUGCAUCUACUGUUGUAGUUACUUUCCCAAUAACUCCACCAGAUAGUAAUAAAUCUAUUGUAUUUGUUCAAUACUUGGCAAUGCUAGCUUAUUGUCAGGCCAUAACUUCAUAUGGGCCAGGGUUUGAGGAUGUUCCUAUAAGGAUCAAAUGGCCCAACGAUUUAUAUGUCUUAAGCCCCGAAUACUACUCAAAUAAAGGCCUAAAUUUAGUGAAUCGAGGCAUUGUCAAGGACCUAGCUCCACUUUCUGAAAUUGAGCCAGCUUAUAUUAAGGUUGGUGGUAUGUUGGUGAAUACCAACAUAAUUAAUAAGGAAUAUAAUUUAUUGAUCGGUUGCGGUAUCAAUGUUAAUAAUAGUCAUCCAUCUACAUCAUUGAAUCGUUGGGUUUCGAUAUUAAAUGAAGAAAGAAAAGUUAAAGGAUUAGCAUUGCUUCCAAAGUUUGAUAUUGAAAAGUUAUUGGCACUUUAUUUAGGUAGAUUGGAACGAUUAUUGAAUAAAUACACUAUGUACGGUUCGAACGUAAUUCUACCAGGAUACUAUAAAUAUUGGUUGCAUAAUAAUCAAGUUGUUACGUUGACUGGAUACAAUUCAGUCCGUGCUGUUAUCACUGGUAUAACAGAUGACUAUGGUUUACUGUUGGCAAAGGAAUGCAGAUUGGGUUCAGAUACUGAUUUUACAGGAACUACUUAUCAGCUACAACCGGAUGGUAACACUUUUGAUAUAUUCAAGGGCUUAAUAUCUACUAAAAUUUUCAAAUAA